Messenger RNA from Eubalaena glacialis (North Atlantic right whale), 3533 nucleotides. RefSeq names its product BCAS3 microtubule associated cell migration factor (gene BCAS3). Bases 150 to 2879 code for a protein of 909 amino acids. The transcript has 24 exons. Gene Ontology annotation, cellular component: cytoplasm. Lineage: Eukaryota; Metazoa; Chordata; Mammalia; Artiodactyla; Balaenidae. Gene Ontology annotation, molecular function: protein binding. Gene Ontology annotation, biological process: autophagy; response to starvation. The record is from RefSeq and is a predicted model, not a curated record.
GCUGGAGAGCAGCGUUUACCGGCGGGGCGGCCGGUGAGAGGGCUGGUGGUGCUGCGGCUUUGAGGCGGCUUGGCGAGGACGUGGGACGAGUAGCGUGAGGGGAGAGGGCUUGGCUGGUAGGAAUUCGACGAGGUUUUGUGAAUGAAGCAAUGGCUACAGAUUCCCCCAGAAGACCCAGUCGUUGUACUGGUGGAGUCGUGGUUCGCCCUCAGGCUGUCACGGAGCAGUCCUACAUGGAAAGUGUCGUGACUUUUCUGCAGGAUGUUGUGCCCCAGGCUUACAGUGGAACACCUCUAACAGAAGAAAAGGAGAAAAUAGUCUGGGUCAGAUUUGAAAAUGCAGAUUUAAAUGAUACAUCAAGAAAUCUGGAAUUUCAUGAAAUACAUAGCACAGGGAAUGAGCCACCUUUGCUGAUUAUGAUUGGCUACAGUGAUGGAAUGCAGGUCUGGAGCAUCCCUCUCAGUGGGGAAGCACAGGAGCUUUUUUCUGUUCGACAUGGCCCAAUUCGAGCAGCUAGAAUCUUGCCUGCUCCACAGUUUGGUGCUCCAAAGUGUGACAACUUUGCUGAAAAAAGGCCCCUCCUUGGUGUUUGUAAGAGCACUGGAUCUUCUGGCACAAGUCCACCUUACUGUUGUGUGGAUUUAUAUUCACUUCGUACUGGGGAGAUGGUCAAGUCCAUUCAGUUUAAAACACCUAUCUAUGAUCUCCAUUGCAACAAAAGGAUCCUUGUCGUAGUAUUGCAGGAGAAAAUUGCUGCCUUUGAUAGCUGUACUUUCACAAAAAAAUUUUUUGUCACAAGCUGCUACCCUUGUCCCGGGCCUAACAUGAAUCCUAUUGCCCUUGGGAGCCGCUGGCUUGCUUAUGCAGAAAACAAGUUGAUUCGAUGUCAUCAGUCCCGUGGUGGAGCCUGUGGAGACAACAUUCAGUCUUAUACUGCCACAGUCAUUAGUGCUGCUAAAACAUUGAAAACUGGCCUGACAAUGGUUGGGAAGGUGGUGACUCAGCUAACAGGCACACUGCCUUCAGGUGUGACAGAAGAUGAUGUUGCCAUCCAUAGUAAUUCAAGGCGGAGUCCUCUGGUCCCAGGCAUCAUCACAGUAAUCGACACUGAGACAGUUGGAGAGGGCCAGGUGCUUGUGAGUGAGGAUUCUGACAGUGAUGGCAUCGUGGCCCAUUUCCCUGCUCAUGAAAAACCAGUGUGCUGUAUGGCUUUUAAUACAAGCGGAAUGCUUCUAGUCACGACAGAUACCCUUGGCCAUGACUUCCAUGUCUUCCAAAUUUUGACUCAUCCUUGGUCCUCAUCACAAAGUGCUGUCCAUCAUCUGUAUACUCUUCACAGGGGAGAAACUGAAGCCAAAGUACAAGACAUAUGCUUCAGCCAUGACUGUCGCUGGGUUGUGGUCAGUACACUCCGGGGGACUUCCCACGUUUUCCCAAUCAACCCUUAUGGUGGCCAGCCUUGUGUUCGAACACAUAUGUCACCACGAGUCGUAAAUCGUAUGAGCCGUUUCCAGAAGAGUGCUGGGCUGGAAGAGAUUGAACAGGAACUGACGUCUAAGCAAGGAGGUCGCUGUAGCCCUGUUCCAGGUCUAUCCAGCAGCCCUUCUGGAUCACCUCUGCAUGGGAAACUCAACAGCCAAGACUCCUACAAUAAUUUUGCCAACAACAACCCUGGCAACCCCCGGCUUUCUCCUCUCCCCAGCCUGAUGGUAUUGAUGCCUCUUGCACAAAUCAAGCAACCAAUGACAUUGGGGACCAUCACCAAACGAACAGGCAAAGUUAAACCACCUCCACAAAUCUCACCCAGCAAAUCAGUGGGCGGAGAAUUUUGCGUGGCUGCGACGUUUGGGACAUCCCGAUCGUGGUUUGCAAAUAAUGCAGGUCUGAAAAGAGAAAAAGAUCAGUCCAAACAAGUUGUAGUUGAAUCCCUCUACAUUAUUAGCUGCUACGGGACCUUAGUGGAGCACAUGAUGGAGCCACGACCGCUUAGCGCUGCCCCCAAGAUCAGCGAUGACACCCCACUGGAAAUGAUGACAUCUCCCCGAGCCAGCUGGACUCUGGUUAGAACUCCUCAAUGGAAUGAAUUGCAACCACCAUUUAACGCAAACCACCCUCUGCUCCUCGCUGCAGAUGCAGUACAGUAUUAUCAGUUCCUGCUUGCUGGCUUGGUUCCCCCUGGAAGUCCUGGGCCCAUUACUCGGCAUGGGUCCUAUGACAGUUUAGCUUCUGACCAUAGUGGGCAGGAAGAUGAAGAGUGGCUGUCUCAGGUAGAAAUUGUAACGCACACCGGACCCCACAGACGUCUGUGGAUGGGUCCACAGUUCCAGUUCAAAACCAUCCAUCCCUCAGGCCAAACCACAGUCAUAUCAUCCAGUUCAUCUGUGUUGCAGUCUCAUGGUCCAAGUGAUACUCCACAGCCCCUUUCGGAUUUUGAUACAGAUGAUCUUGAUCUCAACAGUCUCAGGAUCCAGCCAGUCCGCUCUGACCCAGUCAGCAUGCCAGGGUCAUCCCGUCCAGUGUCUGAUCGAAGGGGAAUUUCCACCGUGAUUGAUGCUGCCUCAGGUACCUUCGACCGGAGCGUGACCCUGCUGGAGGUGUGUGGGAGCUGGCCGGAGGGCUUCGGGCUGCGGCACAUGGCCUCCAUGGAGCACACAGAGGAGGGCCUGCGGGAGCGGCUGGCCGAUGCCAUGGCCGAGUCACCGAGCCGGGACGUGGUGGGAUCCGGAACAGAACUACAGCGAGAGGGAAGCAUCGAGACUCUGAGUAACAGCUCAGGUUCCACCAGCGGCAGCAUCCCGAGAAACUUCGAUGGCUACCGAUCUCCACUGCCCACCAAUGAGAGUCAGCCCCUCAGCCUCUUCCCUACCAGCUUCCCGUAGGUACCAGCAACCUGCUUCUGACUGGCUGGCCCACUCACCUGCUGGAGGGAGGGGAGAAGUCCCCCCUCUGAUCCUGCCCUUCGGACUCUGCUCGUCUUUUACCAACCACCUUCCCCAAGCUUCGUGACAACAGCCGCCCGCCCUCCCUGGAUCGAGAAGAGACCCUUCUCCAAAGCACCUCGGCUCACUAUGACCUCUGCCCCCCAUCAGCGGGGCCGUGGCUGAGAGAGACUCUGCAGAAGCUCCGUCCCCUCCUCCGUUUGCACACGAUGUCCUGCAUUGGACCCGCUUUUGUAUUUUCUAACCAAACCCUUGGGGGGCCUGGGUGGGGAGAGGGUGGGUGGUCCGGCGGGCACUUUGGCCCUGAGCGACAGCACCAGCUCACUCCUGGCUUUGGCACACGCUGCCCAGCUUCCCUUGGCCAACCUCCUUCUGGCGUUGAACUGAGGCCCAGAGUAUUAGGGAAGGAGGAAGGAAGAAGAAACCCCCCUUCCUCUUUUCUUUCCCCUUUGGCUCAUGGAAAGGAUUUGUCUUUCUUGUCUGUAAGCCCUUUUACCCUGGUCCUGUACUGUUCAGUGAAGGAAACCCUGGUUACUGAGGCCCUGUCAAAAAGUGCACGUCUUGUUCAAUAAAUCACGCUGCAGUUGGUGUCCA